Messenger RNA from Papaver somniferum (opium poppy), 3042 nucleotides. RefSeq lists its product as uncharacterized. Gene Ontology annotation, biological process: guanosine tetraphosphate metabolic process. Bases 715 to 2955 code for a protein of 746 amino acids. The record is from RefSeq and is a predicted model, not a curated record. The transcript has 18 exons. Gene Ontology annotation, cellular component: chloroplast. NCBI's taxonomy places the organism in Eukaryota, Viridiplantae, Streptophyta, Magnoliopsida, Ranunculales, Papaveraceae.
ACAAAUGGAUUGAUACCCACCCACCACACAUUUGGUACUUCUGUUCUUUCACAAAAACAAAUUCCAGAUUUCCAACCCACAUGUAUCUAUUAUUAUUAUUGUUAUUAUGAAUCAAUCAAUGAUCAUCAUCAUGCAAGUACAACCACCACCAUUUUCAGUCUGAAAACAACAACAACGAAUUUUUAUUAUUAUCAUGAUCACAACCUGUUUAUUAGAAUGACCCAGAGAGAGGAGGAUGCUGUUAUUGCUUAGAAAAAUUGAGUGUUACCAAGAAGAUGUUUUCACCGUUGCUGCGCCAAAACACAAACCCUUCAAGAAUCAAGAUGAUUCUGUUCCUACCCAAGAACCCACCUCUACCUUUAUCACUACCACAUGAUCAUGGUAAUUUUGUAAUUGGAGGAAGGAGGAUGAGGAGGAGGAGGAGAAAUUCUUCUCUUAUUGUAUCUUCAGCUUUGAAUCCUUUGUUGUUUACUUCAUCAACUGGUAAUCUUAUUGCUGCUGCUGCUGCAACUGGUACUAGUAGUUCCGCCGUUGCUUCUGCUGCUCAUGCUGCUGUUGGCUCAGCUAUGGCUCAGGUUGCUGUUACUGCUGUGGCUUGUCUUUCUGGUGCUUGUCUUUCUACUAAAGUUGAUUUCUUAUGGCCCAAAUUGCAAGAUCAACCAGAUGUUCUCAUAUUGGAUGGAGUUGACGUAACUGGAUAUCCAAUUUUCAUGGAUGAAAAGGCAGGUGCGAAAAGCUAUAGAGUUCGCAAGAAAGGCUCACCUGGGUCAGAUGAGGAAGACAGGUGAUCCUUAUCUAACUCACUGCAUUCAUACAGGAAGAAUCUUGGCGGCUUUGAUUCCAUCACAUGGAAAACGUGCCAUAGAUACGGUUGUAGCUGGGAUUCUUCAUGAUGUAAUUGACGAUACAUGUGAAAGCAUUCACACCAUUGAAGAGGAGUUUGGCGCUGAUGUAGCCAAGUUGGUUUCUAGUGUUUCAAAGCUAAGCUAUAUAAAUCAGCUGCUACGAAGACGUCGCAGGAACAACUUAAAUCAGGGUGUUCUGGGUCCUGGAGAGGCGAACAGUUUACGAGUGAUGCUUUUGGGGAUGGUUGACGAUCCUCGAGUGGUUCUUAUCAAGCUUGCGGACCGUCUGCAUAACAUGAGAACCAUUCAUGCUUUGUCAUCACCAAAAGCCCAAGCUGUCGCACAAGAAACGUUAGCUGUAUGGUGCUCACUUGCUUCCAGAUUAGGUGUAUGGGCUUUAAAAGCUGAACUCGAGGAUUUGUGCUUCGCUGUUCUUCAGCCUCAAACAUUUCGUCAAAUGAGAGCUGAGCUGGCUUCCAUGUGGAAGCCUGGCAAUAGACCAAGAAAUUUGCGGAGAGUGCUUGCAAAAUCUGAUUUGGUUGAACCCUUGGAUAAAAGUGUAAUAGUUACUGACUUGGAUGUGUCAGUGGCUAGCGAGGAAGAUCUGGCAUCUAUGAAGGAUCUUUUGGAAGCUGUAUUACCUUUUGAUCUGUUACAAAAUCGAGAAAAGCGCACAAAAUUUCUUUAUGAUGUCAGCAAGGGUUCUCAGACAAAACCAAAAGUUGUGAGUGAUGCUAGCGUUGCCUUGGCAUCUCUAGCCCUUUGUGAGGAAGCACUUGAACAAGAAUUACUUAUAUCAACUUCUUAUGUUCCAGGAAUGGAAGUAACUUUGUCAAGUCGCUUAAAAAGCUUGUAUAGCAUCUAUUCCAAGAUGAAACGUAAAGAUGUGGACAUUAAGAAAAUUUACGAUGCACGGGCAUUGAGGGUCGUAGUUGGGGAUAAGAAUGGAAGGCUGCAUGGAGCUGCUGUAACAUGUUGCUACAAUAUUCUUGACAUUGUACACGGACUUUGGACCCCAAUUGAUGGUGAGUUUGAUGAUUACAUUGUGAAUCCGAAAAAUAGUGGCUAUCAGUCUCUCCACACAGCGAUACAAGGUCCUGAUAGAUCACCGUUGGAAGUGCAGAUAAGGACACAGACGAUGCACGAGCAUGCCGAAUAUGGUCUUGCAGCACAUUGGCUUUAUAAAGAAUCCGAGAACAAAGUGCCACAGUCAGCACCUAUCCAUGUACCCAAGGCUGACACAUCUCCAUUCCAGUCCAAACGGGUAGAGGAUGAAACAGAAACGAAUGACGAUAAUGAUGAUGAACUUUGCAAGUAUAGGUCCUUGAAAAAAGGGCAUCCAGUUCUCAGGAUUGAAGGAAGUCACCUUCUUGCUUCAGUUAUUGUCAGUGUAGACAACGGUGGUAGAGAACUGCUUGUGGCUGUGAGCUUUGGAUUGGGGGCUUCAGAAGCGGUAGCUGAUAGGAGAUCCUCUUUCCAGAUAAAACGAUGGGAAGCAUAUGCAAAUCUCCACAAAAAGGUUUCUGAUCAAUGGUGGUUUGCUCCAGGACAUGGUGAUUUGUGUACUUGUCUAGAAAAGUACGUACUAUGUAAAGACGGUAUAUAUCACAAGCAAGAUCAAUUUGAUAGACUACGCCCGACUUUUAUCCAAGUUAUCGAUCUGACGGAGAAAGAAGAGUUGGAAUACUGGACGGUUGUCUCAGCUGUUUUAGAGGGCAAACAGGUUUCAUCUAUCCCAGUGAGCUCAAGCUUCUCUGAGAGGCUAACCUCCAAGUCUCUUAUUUCCAGUCCCAUUGAGACCAGCGUAAAUAACAAGGUAAGACUACUGAGGGAAAUGCUUCAGUGGGAGGAGCAGGUGAAGUUUGAAGCAGGCGGCGGCCUUAUUCGAACAAAAAAUGACAGCGGAAAAUCAGCUGUGCUGUGUGAAGUGGCAAUUGUAUGCUGGCCCAAUGGUGACAUAAUGAGGAUGAGAAGUGGUAGUACUGCUGCUGAUAUAGCCAUUAGAGUAGGACUGGAAGGCAAAUUGGUACUUGUAAAUGGUCAACUUGCAUUGCCACAUACUGAGCUCAGGGAUGGCGACAUUGUUGAAGUCAAGACUUUGAAAUCUUGAAACUGGUUUCAUGUAUAUUUGUACAAAAUGAAUGAAGAAGGAUUCUUGUAAAUUAGUCCCACUAAGAGACUCGACCGAUAAAAUUCC